GCGAAAAGCAAGCAGCAAAGUCUACAGAGGAACCUGCAGCAAGAGAAUUCCACUUCUGAAAGCCACUUCUGUCUCGGCUCCUCGUGGGGAUUGGCCAGGGCAGCUUGUUAAUGCGAUUAUUCUCUUGAAGGAAAUCAAAGUUCCUAUAAAUAGAGUGGGCUCCAGACUCACAAAGUCACUCCCGGAGUGUUUGAUUCGUCUUGAAAGACAGAAUGACAAAUCAUGUGGAGCAUCCUGCUGGGGGUUACAAAAAACUCUUUGAAACAGCUGAGGAGCUGGCGACCCCAAUGGCCACCCAUGUAACAGGACGGGUACCCCCCUGGCUAUCAGGAAGCCUCUUGCGAUGUGGGCCUGGUUUAUUUGAAGUUGGAUCAGAACAAUUUUAUCACUUAUUUGAUGGCCAAGCUCUUCUCCAUAAGUUUGAAAUCAGAGAAGGACAUGUGUCAUAUCAUCGCAGAUUUGUUCGUACUGAUGCAUAUGUAAGGGCUAUGACAGAAAAGAGAAUUGUAAUUACUGAAUUUGGUACCUUUGCCUAUCCUGAUCCAUGCAGGAACAUAUUUUCCAGGUUUUUUUCAUACUUCAAGGGUUUGGAGGUAACAGACAAUGCUCUGGUAAAUGUGUAUCCUGUGGGAGAGGAUUAUUAUGCCUGUACAGAGACCAAUUACAUAACAAAAGUUAACCCAGAAACUCUGGAAACUGUCAAAAAGGUUGAUCUGUGUAACUACAUAUCCAUUAAUGGAGUUACUGCUCAUCCACAUAUCGAAUCCGAUGGGACGGUUUAUAAUAUUGGGAACUGCUUUGGAAAAAAUUUUGCCAUUGCAUACAAUGUUGUAAAAACCCCCCCUCUACAAGCAGACAAAGAAGAUCCAAUAACAAAGUCCACGGUUGUUGUUCAGUUUCCCUGCAGUGACAGAUUUAAGCCUUCUUAUGUUCACAGCUUUGGAAUGACUCCAAACUAUUUAGUUUUUGUUGAACAACCUGUAAAAAUAAACUUAUUAAAGUUCCUGUCUGCAUGGAGUAUUUGGGGAGCCAACUACAUGGACUGCUUUGAGUCACACGAGACUAUGGGGGUAUGGAUGCAUGUGGCAGAAAAGCAUACAGGUGAAUACCUCAAUAUAAAAUACAGGACAUCUGCAUUCAACAUUUUCCAUCAUAUUAAUACUUACGAAGACAACGGGUUUUUGAUUUUGGACGUCUGUUGCUGGAAAGGAUUUGAGUUCAUAUACAAUUAUUUGUACUUGGCCAACCUACGGGAAAAUUGGGAAGAAGUGAAAAAACAUGCAGAAAAAGCUCCUCAGCCUGAAGCACGCAGAUAUGUUCUACCUCUUGAUAUUAACAAGAAUGAUGUUGGGAAGAAUUUAGUAAGUCUGAACUACACAACAGCCACAGCUACCCUGCACAGUGAUGGCACGAUCUGGCUUGAACCCGAAGUCCUGUUUUCUGGUCCUCGCCAAGCCUUUGAAUUUCCACAAAUCAAUUAUAAGAAAUAUGGGGGGAAAGAUUACUCCUAUGCUUAUGGGCUGGGACUGAAUCAUUUUAUUCCAGACAGGCUUACCAAGCUAAAUGUUAAAACUAAAGAAACCUGGGUAUGGCAGGAACCAAACGCAUACCCUUCGGAGCCUAUUUUUGUCCAAGCACCAGAUGCCAUUGAAGAAGAUGAUGGAAUAGUGCUGAGUGCGGUUAUUAGCCCUGCUGUGGGACAUAAGCCAUCUUACCUGCUAAUUCUGGAUGCCAAGGACAUGAGUGAAAUUGCAAGAGCCGAGGUUGACACCAUUAUUCCAGUCACAUUCCACGGAAUGUUCAAAAGAGCUUGACCAAAAAAACCUGAACAGAAUUAUCAACGUUGGUUCUAAAUCUUUAACAUAAAGAUUGAUGACAAGAUGCAUUUACACUGUCCAAACCAGCGGUUUAUCCUGCCAACAUAUGAUUUAUUCUCUAGGAAAGCACAGCUGCCAUCCAAGUCAGAGAUAAAAGUGCUCAGAGAUAUGUACUCUGUAGAUUUAGAUUGGUGUCACAGCGGCAGACAUGUGAAGGACUGAUCAUCUAACAGUGAAUCACUUGGAACAAAAGAAGUGACCUGAAGCUUCUCAAAUGUUAGAAGGCAUACAAAUGUAACCAAUCAUAUAGGCUUAAAUACUCCAUCUGCAUAAGCAACCUGCAUGCAAAAUGUAUUGUCGUUUGACUAAUUUCACAGAGAAUUAAAAAAAUAUUAAAUCCA
This is a messenger RNA of Xenopus tropicalis (tropical clawed frog), 2218 nucleotides long. It is a transcript of the gene rpe65, whose product is annotated as retinal pigment epithelium-specific protein 65kDa. Gene Ontology annotation, molecular function: all-trans-retinyl-ester hydrolase, 11-cis retinol forming activity; oxidoreductase activity, acting on single donors with incorporation of molecular oxygen, incorporation of two atoms of oxygen. Gene Ontology annotation, cellular component: plasma membrane. The record is from RefSeq and is marked provisional. Lineage: Eukaryota; Metazoa; Chordata; Amphibia; Anura; Pipidae. Gene Ontology annotation, biological process: retinol metabolic process.